This is a messenger RNA of Arabidopsis lyrata subsp. lyrata, 1937 nucleotides long. Its product is annotated as LOB domain-containing protein 6. The record is from RefSeq and is a predicted model, not a curated record. Lineage: Eukaryota; Viridiplantae; Streptophyta; Magnoliopsida; Brassicales; Brassicaceae. Bases 1112 to 1717 code for a protein of 201 amino acids. The transcript is spliced from 4 exons.
CAGGUUUCAUGCUCUGUGUCCUAAUUUUCUCGUAGAGGGAAGACUAUGUAGAUAUAUAUAUAGAGAAGAAAGACAGAGUCCGUGAUCACUCUCUCACUCUCUCUCUCUCUAUCUCUAUAUAUCGACACACCAUAAAAGUUGUUCUUUCUCUCCGUUUCCUUAGCCUCUGCAUCUGGGCGAUUUUCUCUUUCUAUCUCCCUACACCUUAGGGAGUACUGAUCCUAAACUCAUCAUCUUUCUAUGCCUUCCUCUUUUCUUUCACUUAUUUUCUUUUCUAUUUUUUUUUCAACUAUUACUUUGCGUAAAACUAGCGAGUCAAAAAUAAAGACACUUGCAUGAUCCUAAUAUAAUAUUAUAAUAUAUUGUAAUUAGAGAAAGAGAGAGAAGAGAAGAAAGAAAGUGGCAGUAGAUUCUUAUGGAUUUUUGUAUAAAGAAACAUGAAAAAAUGGGUUUGACCGAAGAAACUUUGAGGAUGAGUCUAUGCUAGGGUCCAAGGGUUCAUCCCAAGAUCCCCUCUUCUUCUCUUUAGAAACUCUCAACUUCUUCACAUGGAAAUCAAUUCCCUAUAGUACCAAAUCCUACUACUAUUGAAGGUAUGUUUAUACUCUAUGGUUAUUUAGUAGAUAAAUUAAAAAAUAAAUAACAUUAAUUAGUACUAGUCUUAUCAUAUAUUUAUGAGCUCAUUUCCUUAUAAAAUAAUAUAAUAUGAAAUUUUAAGCACAAGAUGAGCUUUGCCCAUCGAUAGCCUCAAAACCCAAAAGUCUCUUCUUCUUCACGAGAUCCAAUCUUUUGCUUUUUAGUAAUUAAUUACAUCUUCUUCCUUCUCUUCUCUCUUCUUCUUCCCUCUCUCAUACCUACCUAUAAGCAACACAAAGAACACCAUUGAUCCCAUCUGUUUUAUUCCUUAUAUUUCGUUAAUCCAUCCUACGCAUUCCAACUAUACGCCUUUUUUAUGCAACCCCAAAUAGCAGCUUAAAGAAAGCAGAGAGGAUCUUCUUUUAUUUCCCCUCUGAGAAACAGAAGCCAUUAUUCAAAGAAAGGCUUCUUUAAUUUACUCACAGGGAGAGGGAAAAAAGAAAAAAUUGAAAAACUCCAUUUUCAAGUCAUUAAAAUGGCAUCUUCUUCAACAAACUCACCAUGCGCCGCUUGCAAAUUCCUCCGGCGAAAAUGUCAACCGGAAUGUGUAUUCGCGCCCUAUUUCCCACCGGACCAGCCACAAAAAUUCGCAAACGUUCACAAAGUGUUUGGAGCAAGUAACGUGACAAAGCUCCUCAACGAGCUUCAUCCUUCACAACGUGAAGAUGCAGUGAACUCUUUGGCCUAUGAAGCCGACAUGCGUCUCCGUGACCCUGUCUACGGUUGUGUCGGCGUUAUCUCUCUCCUUCAACAUCAGCUUCGUCAGCUUCAGAUAGAUCUCAGCUGUGCUAAAUCUGAGCUCUCUAAGUACCAAAGCCUCGGUAUCCUCGCCGCCACUCAUCAGAGUCUUGGCAUCAACUUACUCGCCGGAGCAGCCGAUGGAACAGCCACCGCCACCGUGAGAGACCACCACUAUCACCACCAUCAGUUUUUUCCUAGAGAACAAAUGUUUGGUGGCUUGGAUGUUCCGGCCGGUAGCAACUACGACGGUGGGAUUCUGGCCAUUGGACAGAUCACUCAGUUUCAGCAGCCGAGAGCCGCCGCUGGUGAUGACGGCCGCCGUACUGUUGAUCCGUCUUGAGAUUUUAGGGUUUUGGUGGUUCAUCGUUGUCGAUGCCUUGGUGAUGAUGAAAUUACAAUUAAAAAAAAUAUUUGAUGUGGAAAACCAAAAUAUUUUAAACGUAUGGUACGUCUCUCUUGAUGACAUUAAUUUCAGUUUUUAUUAUUAUUAUCACUUAGAUAUAUGAUGAUAGUCACUUUUGUAUUUCUUUCAAAUUUUAUGGACUUGUUCUCUUAAUUUA